Lottia gigantea (owl limpet) is the source of this 1557-nucleotide messenger RNA. RefSeq lists its product as hypothetical. The transcript has 4 exons. The record is from RefSeq and is a predicted model, not a curated record. Bases 1 to 1188 code for a protein of 395 amino acids. Lineage: Eukaryota; Metazoa; Mollusca; Gastropoda; Lottiidae.
AUGGCGGCUGACGAUAGUCAAAACGAAGAUUCGAUGAACUUGGAGAACCGGCAGAAUCAAUUUCAGUUAUUUAUGGAAGAGAUGGACGCAUUAAGAAAACGACCAUGGGAGUCAUUUGGGACGGUCUCUGGCUUGGUGGUACUAUCGUUGUUUGUGAUGAUAAUGAGACAAGAAGCUUCUAAAUCCGUAGUAGACUUGAUUGCUGGAAACAGUAACAUUUCAAUUUGGCUACAAGUAUUUAUAGCUGUAAGUGAGGGUAUGAUUGUGUCUAUUGUGAUUUCAUUUCAAAGCAACAAAGAAAACCAAUCUUAUCGAGAACCUCUCGUCAUAUUUGCAAUUGCUCAUUCUAUAUAUGCUAUGGUACAGGGGUAUAUCAGCAUUAUCAGUGACACCGAACGAACGUCUGUAAUGGCUAUCGUGCUAUUUGAACCAGUGAUAUCUGCCUGUAUCGUGUUUUUCUCGACUAAAAGCAGCAUGUCUGUUACGUCAAAUGUAGCCAUAUCAGUGACGUGUUUGAGUGCCGCCAUGAUUGUUUUUCCAAUGCAUUUUCUUUUCGGAAUCAACAGAAGUGUGUGUCUGGCGAUUCUCUAUGGUAUUUGUGUGUCUGCUAGAAAUGUCUGCUGCCAUCAUGUCAAUAAAGAACAUUCGGCUGUAAUUGUCGUCAGAAAAAGGGUCAUUCCCGCCAUAUUUAUAUCAACGAUUUUCAGUAUUCCUGCGUGUUUAUGUUUUUAUUUUGGCGCCAAAUGGAUUCUUCCAGCAAUUUACUAUGUGUGCGCAGUCGCCGGUUCUGUUGGAACGGUUGUGAUUUUAACACGUAUUAUAAAUAAUUUCAGUGUGAUUUCGAUAAGUUUAUUUAAUUUGUGGGUAUAUAUUGGGUAUAUUUUACUAUAUUCAUUGGGCAUCCGACACGACAUGGUAUUCUUUUGUUUAUCCUUGGUUACUCUGCUGAUUUCACAAUUAAUCUAUUUUAUUGACAGAGGGGGUAAAAAUAGCGGAUCUACUUUGUGUUUCAAAUUAGUUUCAACAGAGGAACUACAGACCCGACUGCUGUUUCUGUUAUUUAUUUCUACAGUAGGAACCUUGAUUCUAUACGCUCUAACACCCAGCUUCAGUCAGCGGGAUUUAAAAACUUUAAAAUUCGUGGGAUUGGAUGGUGUUUUUAGACGAUUGUUACAGAUAAAGGACUGAUUAAACGAAAUAUUUGAAACACCAUAGGUAACAUUGGGCCUAAUCUUUUGCUCUGUCUGGCAUUGGGGAAUCUACGGCAACCUAAUUUACAAGGCUGGUGUCACUGGCCACUUUGGACUUCCGUAAUAAACCUAAAUUAAUGCUGACUUCCACUUGGCAAGAAGAUUCUGAACUGUGUUUGGUAUAAGGACAAUUAUGCGUUACAUCCAGUAACAGGUUCCCUUAAAUUUACUUUAGAUACUGGCUUUGGUCACUCUUGCAUUGCAGGAACUGACUUCCGUAGUACAAUCAUACAAACCAACGCGUGUAAUUGCUACAGACUGUGCCAUGGACAAUUUCCUGUGGUAUAACUGCCUUUAAAUACUGUGG